Cricetulus griseus (Chinese hamster) is the source of this 2040-nucleotide messenger RNA. The record is from RefSeq and is a predicted model, not a curated record. NCBI's taxonomy places the organism in Eukaryota, Metazoa, Chordata, Mammalia, Rodentia, Cricetidae.
GAAGCUGGCAUAGUACUUCUUAGCCAUCUGCCAUGGCCAGGGGACUGCCCAGCACCGCCAGCCUGGCACGCUUCUGCCAGAAGCUGAACCGUCUGAAGCCACUGGAAGAGUCUAGCAUGGAGACGUCACUGCGGCGCUGCCUGUCCACACUGGACUUGACUCUACUGGGUGUGGGCGGCAUGGUGGGGUCUGGGCUCUAUGUGCUCACAGGCACAGUGGCCAAGGACAUGGCUGGCCCAGCUGUGCUGUUGUCGUUUUUGGUAGCUGCUGUAGCCUCCCUGCUGGCAGCCCUAUGCUAUGCGGAAUUUGGAGCCCGUGUGCCCCGUACCGGCUCUGCGUACUUGUUCACCUAUGUGUCCAUGGGUGAAAUAUGGGCAUUCCUCAUAGGCUGGAAUGUGCUUCUGGAAUACCUCAUUGGAGGUGCUGCUGUGGCCCGUGCCUGGAGUGGCUAUUUGGAUGCCAUCUUUAACCACAGCAUUCGCAACUUCACAGAGUCUCACAUGGGUGUCUGGCAGAUGCCCUUCCUUGCCCAUUAUCCAGAUUUUCUGGCUGCUGGCAUUUUACUUGUGGCUUCCGCCUUUGUCUCAUGUGGAGCCCGAGUCUCUUCCUGGCUCAACCACACGUUCUCAGCCAUCAGUAUGAUCGUCAUCCUUCUCAUUAUCAUCUUGGGUUUCAUCCUGGCCCGCCCUCACAACUGGAGCGCAGAAGAGGGUGGUUUUGCGCCCUUCGGCUUCUCUGGCAUCCUGGCGGGCACAGCCACCUGUUUCUAUGCCUUUGUGGGCUUUGAUGUCAUUGCUGCUUCCAGUGAGGAGGCAAAAAACCCACGGUGGGCUGUGCCCAUGGCCAUCGCCAUUUCCCUUGGCCUGGCGGCCGGCGCCUAUAUUCUGGUCUCCACCGUGCUGACCCUCAUGGUGCCUUGGCACAGUCUGGACCCUGACUCGGCUCUUGCCGACGCUUUCUACAGGCGGGGCUACAGCUGGGCUGGCUUCAUUGUGGCAGUUGGCUCCAUCUGUGCCAUGAAUACCGUCCUGCUCAGCAACCUCUUCUCCCUGCCUCGAAUUGUCUAUGCCAUGGCCGCCGACGGGCUCUUCUUCCAGAUGUUUGCCCGUGUGCACCCCCGGACGCAGGUGCCUGUGGUGGGAAUCCUGGUGUUUGGAGUCCUCAUGGCUCUCCUGGCACUGCUGCUGGACCUUGAGGCAUUGGUCCAGUUCCUAUCCAUCGGCACCCUGCUGGCCUAUACCUUUGUAGCCACCAGCAUCAUUGUGUUGCGUUUCCAGAAAGUUUCUCCUCCCAGCUCCCCAUGCUUAGCUAGCCCUGGCCACACAGCUAAGAAGUAUGACUCCUUCUCGGACCACAUACAGCUAGUAGGUGGUACACAGAACUCCAUGUCUGAGCCUGGUCAGCUACGGCCAGCCCUGAAGCCCUUCCUAGGUUUCCUGAAUGGCUGCCGCCCUGGAACUGCUGUGGCAUGGGCGCUUGGCAUCUUGGUAGCCUCUGCUAUCUCCCUGGCGUGUGUGCUGGUCUUCGGGAACUCAGACCUGCACCUCCCACGGUGGGGCUAUGUCCUGCUGCUGGUCGUCAGUGGCUCUGUCUUUCUAUUCAGCCUCCUGGUCCUGGGGGCUCACAAUACUCAAAGCUCAGCCUCACCCUUGCACCCUCAGAUCCCUUUGGUGCCCCUGACUCCAGCCCUGAGUAUCCUUCUCAACAUUUGCCUCAUGCUGAAGCUGAGCUACCUGACCUGGCUGCGCUUUAUCUUCUGGCUGCUGGUUGGACUUGUCGUGUAUUUUGGCUACGGCGUCUGGCACAGCAAGGAGAACCAGAGGGAGCCAUUGGAGCUGACUACUGCACACUAUGUGGUAUUCCCCAGCAGCAGCCUGGAGGAAACAGUGCAAGCUGUGCAGCCUGCUGGCCAGGCUGCAGUCCAGGAGUCAGCCUGUGCAGAGUAGCUGGCCAGUCUGUGAGGCUGACUCAGAGGGCCCCACAUUGCCCACACGCAGAGGCCAGAAGAAUUGGCAGCUGCCUGCCCAAGGAAGCUUGGAU